AUGAGGUUAGAAGAUUGGGAAUUAAUUAAUAAGUUAAGGUCUGAAAUAUACUUAGGAAAGUCUAAUAAAUGGAUUGAAGAUUCGCUGAAGUUAUUGGGAACUAAAUCGCAGUUGUGUGAUGAUUCUAGUUUUAAAACUGCCAUAGAGACGUUAAAUGAUGAUUUCAAGAAUUUGUCAGCCAAACAAAAAUUGCUGUGGUUAACUUCAAGAAUAGGUAAUUGCUUCUAUCCUCCUUUAGAUGUAGAUGUUGCGGGCCCAAUUUGCUGGUCUAAUGAACUGGUUUGUCCAUUGGUAGAUCUAGAAGUUGCAUCGAAAUAUACUGAACGAGAGAUGUUGACUCCAGAUAAUGAAGGAUCCGUCGAACAAUGUCACGAUAUAGAGGAUUGUUCUUUAGUCUCUUCUUUAAUCAAUAUUUCAAUGAGAGAUAUCGAAUUACCCAAGAUUAAACAGGUCAACGACAACAUUUAUCAUUUGAAUAUGUUCUUCAAUGGCUCAUUAAAUAGAUUGGUGUCUGUAGAUAUCAGUAAGAUACCUUCUACCAAAGAAGGUAAGCAGUUGUCUAUAUCCAGUGAUAAUUGGAGGUCAAAAAUCGCAGAGGCUGCCUAUUUGCUGACAUUUACAGGAUCUUAUGGGACCAAAGGUUCAAAUACAGCUAUAGAUACAUCUAGAUUAACAGGUUAUUUCCCAGAGAUUGCUAACCUUCAAAUGUAUUCAAUAGACACUAUUAUUAAAUAUUUUAAUUCAGAGGUAUGUUUACUUGCCCUUGGUACCGGUAGUGACUUAGGGAAAAAUGAAAAGAAUCUGAUUAAAAACCAUGAUUAUCCAGUGGUUGAUAUUGAUAAAAAUUCUAGGCGUCUAUUCUUGAGAGAUCCUCUAGAUAGAAAUAGUCGUAUUGAAAUUGAUGAGAAUGAUUUCCAGACAUAUUUUCAACAGUUAUAUUUAAAUUGGGAUACCUCUAAGUUAUUUAAAUAUAACCAGUCAUUGACCUUUGUAUAUAAGAGUGAUUCCUGUAAUCAAUUCAUGACUAUAUUUGAUAAACCAUUAUUCAAAGUAGAAAACAGGAGUUCCACAACUGAAACAGCAUGGAUACUACUGGAAAACCACCUGACAGCUGGCAAUGAGGAUUCAACAGAAACUAUCUCAUAUUUACAAGAGAUACCCGAAAACAUUCUAAAUUAUAUCAUCGAACCACCUAUUGGUGCUUAUAAUGUUGGUCUACAACUAAUUAAACUAGAAAUUCCGCCAAAUUCUGACAAGAAAUUUUUCUGUCAUUCAUCAAAUAAUGCCACCUUGACAUUGCACAUACGUUCAAUAUCCAAACAUAUUACAGUCAAAAAGUUCUCCAAUAGUCUAUUGAGAAGUCAAAUCCAAUAUGAGCUUACUGCAACAGAUGUUGGAAGAUUAAACAAACUAUACAAUAACUAUUAUCUAAAUCCAACAUUUCAGUUAUUGAUCAAUUCCAAUGAAAAUACUCAAAAGUUCAUUAAUAUCCAAUUAUUAUCUGGGAACCCAAAUAAUUUGUUGAACUUUCAGGUAUACGCAUAUGAUGAUUAUGAAUUAAUAAAGCCAAUUAUGCCAGAUAGUCAUUAUGAGCAUCAAAGAUAUUCAAAGGAAUUUGUUCCUUUGUUCAGCAACAAACUAUACAAAAUCGUAUGCUCAACUUAUCAAAGAUCAAUAUGUGACAAUUUCUCAUUAAAUGCAUUAUUCUCCAACCCAAUUGAUAACAAUUCUAAUGACGUUUCUAAAACAAUCGAAUUGAAACAAGUGUACACAGAGUAUGGUGAAAUGCCAUUUCAAAAUUCGUUAGAAUCUUCAUGGUCAUCUAAAUCAACUAGAAAAAAGAUUAAGAUAACCUCAAUGACAAAGACUAAAGUAUUUAUUCGAUUUAUCCCACAGUCUGAAUCCAGAACUUGUAGAUUCAGGUUUAACAUUUUUGACAGCGUCACUCAUGAAUUGUUUCAUGAAGAGCAUGAAUUCAUCAAGAUUCCUAUAGGUGGGAAGGUGAUCCCAGAUUUAGAUAUAUUAGAGAACUCAAGUUCAAUUGUUCUAAUGGAAAAAGACGAUGAUAGAUCUUCAAAGGACAUCGAUGAAGCAUUGAAGUUCAAUCUGCUGAUAAGUUCCAAUAAGAAGGUCUUUAUAUACGAACUUUAA
Messenger RNA from Vanderwaltozyma polyspora DSM 70294, 2151 nucleotides. RefSeq names its product Rim13p (gene RIM13). NCBI's taxonomy places the organism in Eukaryota, Fungi, Ascomycota, Saccharomycetes, Saccharomycetales, Saccharomycetaceae. The record is from RefSeq and is a predicted model, not a curated record. Bases 1 to 2151 code for a protein of 716 amino acids. The transcript has a single exon.